This is a messenger RNA of Onthophagus taurus, 2828 nucleotides long. RefSeq names its product Transitional endoplasmic reticulum ATPase TER94 (gene TER94). The record is from RefSeq and is a predicted model, not a curated record. Gene Ontology annotation, cellular component: VCP-NPL4-UFD1 AAA ATPase complex; nucleus; cytosol. Gene Ontology annotation, biological process: autophagosome maturation; retrograde protein transport, ER to cytosol; mitotic spindle disassembly. Lineage: Eukaryota; Metazoa; Arthropoda; Insecta; Coleoptera; Scarabaeidae. Gene Ontology annotation, molecular function: polyubiquitin modification-dependent protein binding; ATP hydrolysis activity; ATP binding.
UAAACCAACAGAAAACGGCAACGUCAUUUACUAACGAUCGUCGCCUCUUCUCGAAUAGUUCGCGUUUUAUAUCUAAUUUGUUAAGAACCGGUCCGUUUUCGUUGCCCAACGUUCAUAUUUCAUAUUUACCAGACAACCAACGAUGGCAGAAGGAAAAGGUCCCGAUGAUUUGGCAACUGCAAUUUUACGUAAAAAGGAUCGUCCAUACAGACUCUUAGUUGAAGAAGCAAUCAACGAUGAUAAUUCAGUCGUAUCUCUCUCUCAGGCUAAAAUGGAUGAGUUGCAACUUUUUAGAGGGGACACCGUCCUUCUUAAAGGCAAACGUAGAAAAGAAACGGUUUGUAUUGUUCUCUCGGACGAUACAUGCCCCAAUGAAAAGAUCCGGAUGAAUCGCAUCGUCAGGAAUAACUUGAGAGUUCGAUUAUCGGACAUUGUCUCUGUUCAACCAUGUCCAGAAGUUCGAUAUGGUAAAAGAAUUCACGUUUUACCCAUAGAUGAUACUGUCGAAGGUCUUGUCGGGAAUUUAUUUGAUGUCUACUUAAAACCAUACUUUUUGGAGGCCUAUCGUCCAAUUCAUAAAGAAGACAUUUUCGUCGUUCGCGGUGGUAUGAGAGCUGUUGAGUUCAAAGUUGUGGAAACUGAACCAUCUCCAUAUUGCAUUGUAGCUCCAGAUACUGUUAUUCAUUGUGAUGGAGAGGCAAUUAAACGAGAGGAAGAAGAAGAAAUGCUUAAUGCCGUUGGUUAUGAUGAUAUCGGAGGUUGUAGAAAACAACUGGCUCAAAUUAAAGAAAUGGUUGAAUUGCCAUUACGUCAUCCAUCUCUAUUUAAAGCGAUUGGUGUAAAACCACCGCGCGGUAUUCUUCUUUAUGGCCCUCCAGGUACCGGAAAAACUUUAAUCGCUCGAGCUGUCGCGAAUGAAACCGGAGCAUUCUUCUUUUUAAUAAACGGUCCAGAAAUUAUGAGUAAAUUGGCCGGCGAGAGUGAAAGUAAUUUGAGAAAAGCUUUUGAAGAGGCGGAUAAAAAUUCACCUGCUAUCAUUUUUAUCGACGAAUUAGACGCCAUUGCUCCGAAACGUGAAAAGACGCAUGGAGAGGUAGAGCGUAGGAUUGUUUCUCAAUUGCUGACUCUUAUGGAUGGUAUGAAGAAAAGUUCGCACGUUAUUGUGAUGGCUGCUACGAACAGACCAAAUUCCAUCGAUCCGGCUUUACGGCGUUUUGGACGUUUCGACAGGGAAAUUGAUAUUGGGAUUCCGGAUGCAACUGGUAGACUAGAAGUGUUGCGUAUUCAUACGAAAAAUAUGAAACUAGCUGAUGAUGUCGAUUUGGAACAAAUAGCUGCUGAAACUCACGGCCAUGUUGGCGCUGACUUGGCUUCAUUGUGCUCUGAAGCUGCGUUACAACAAAUCCGAGAAAAGAUGGAUUUGAUAGAUUUGGAAGAUGAUCAAAUUGAUGCUGAAGUUUUAUCGUCACUUGCUGUUACAAUGGAUAACUUCCGAUAUGCAAUGUCUAAGAGUAGUCCUAGCGCUUUACGUGAAACUGUGGUUGAAGUGCCGAAUGUUUCAUGGGAAGAUAUUGGUGGAUUAGAAAAUGUUAAGAAGGAAUUGCAAGAACUGGUUCAGUAUCCAGUUGAACAUCCAGAUAAAUUUUUGAAGUUUGGUAUGCAACCAUCUCGUGGUGUGCUGUUUUAUGGACCUCCGGGAUGUGGUAAAACUUUAUUGGCUAAAGCGAUUGCAAAUGAAUGCCAGGCGAACUUUAUCUCCGUAAAAGGACCGGAAUUACUUACCAUGUGGUUUGGUGAAUCAGAAGCUAAUGUCAGAGACAUUUUUGAUAAAGCUCGUUCUGCGUCACCUUGCGUUCUAUUCUUCGACGAAUUGGAUUCAAUUGCUAAAUCGAGAGGAGGCAAUGUCGGAGACGCUGGAGGCGCGGCAGACAGAGUAAUUAACCAGAUUUUAACUGAAAUGGACGGUAUGGGAGCAAAGAAAAACGUGUUUAUUAUUGGAGCAACAAACAGGCCAGAUAUUAUAGAUCCAGCUAUUCUUCGUCCAGGACGUUUGGACCAAUUGAUUUACAUCCCAUUGCCUGAUGAAAAAUCGCGUGAAGCUAUCUUCCGCGCCGCUCUUCGCAAAUCUCCAAUUGCAAAGGAUGUUGAUUUGAACUACAUUGCAAAAGUUACACAUGGAUUCUCCGGCGCAGACGUUACAGAAAUUUGCCAACGUGCCUGCAAAUUAGCCAUUCGUCAAAGUAUUGAAUCUGAAAUACGCAGGGAAAGAGAACGUGCAGCCAAUCCAAAUGCUGCCAUGGAUCUUGAUGAAGACGAUCCUGUACCAGAAAUAACCAAAGCUCAUUUUGAGGAGGCGAUGCGUUACGCACGAAGAUCAGUGUCAGACAACGAUAUAAGGAAGUAUGAGAUGUUUGCGCAAACUUUACAACAAAGCCGCGGGUUCGGCACGAACUUCCGUUUCCCGAACGCGGGUGGUACCGCAGCAGCCCCAGGAGGCACUGGAGGUGACCAAGGUAACUUCCAUGACGAUCCCGAUGAUGACUUAUACAGUUAAGUGCGAGGCGAAGUCCCAGAGACGACCGUGUCUUUACCGUAUUUAUUAGUUUAAUUCAUUUUUCAAACAAUCAGUUCAGGUCAAUCUAGGUAUGUUACUUUUCGUUCAAAGUGAUAAAAGAAGUGAAAAAAAUAAUAAAAGGAUUAAAAAGGUUUUUUUUGUCAAGAAUUUGUUUUAUUGUAGUUUCCUAAAUGUCUUAAUUCCUGUUAUUAAUAUUAAUGUGUUGAGAAAGAUAUUACAGUUGUGGCAAUAAAAUAACGAUCUGAUUUUGAAA